Molecule: messenger RNA, 2034 nt
Organism: Physcomitrium patens
Lineage: Eukaryota; Viridiplantae; Streptophyta; Bryopsida; Funariales; Funariaceae
Product: adenylate kinase isoenzyme 6 homolog
Cellular component (GO): nucleus; cytoplasm
Molecular function (GO): AMP kinase activity; ATP hydrolysis activity; ATP binding
Source: RefSeq, a predicted model, not a curated record
AGGGGAGGAGGGAUUGCGGCGGAGAAACCCACCUGGGUGGGUGAGUGUAGAAUUAGGGUUAGGGUUCCGUGCUUGUGUUGCACGCAGGACGGGGGUUGUCUAUGGUGGGACGGAAUCCAUGGAGAGUGCGGUCUGAGUUCUAGAGGCGCUGCCACCUGAGCCAGCCCGGGAGUAGCAGCGCGCAGGGGCAGUGCAGUGUAGUGAAGGUCAGGCGACGGAGAGAUGGCCCAAAGGGACAGGCGAUUGAAGCCCAACAUCCUGGUCACGGGGACACCAGGCACAGGGAAGACAUCGACAUGCUCUUUGUUGGCCGACGCUACAGGUCUUACCCACCUCAACGUUGGAGAUCUGGUGAAACUGAAAUCGCUUCACGACGGUUGGGACGACGAGCUCGAGUGCUUUAUCCUCAAUGAAGAUUUGCUUAUCGAUGAGAUGGAGGAUAUGGUGAAGGGGGGUGGCACCAUUGUGGACUAUCAUAGCUGUGAUAUUUUUCCAGAACGAUGGUUUGACGCGAUUGUGGUGUUGCAAACCGACAAUGGAGUGCUGUAUGAGCGGCUGACAAACAGAGGUUAUACCGGUGCGAAACUCCAGAACAAUAUGGAAUGUGAAAUUUUUCAAGUACUUUUGGAGGAAGCACGUGAAAGUUAUCCACAAGAACUUGUUCGAGCGUUGCCUAGCAACACCAUUGAAGAUAUGAGUAAUAACGUGGAGAUUCUUAGUGACUGGGUCAGUGCGUGGUCCCCCCCUGCAGCGAAUCUAUCUUAAGGCCAGGCUGCCUGUAAAAAUUAUUAUCGUCACUGUCAGUGAUAAUCAUUGCGCAGCGUUUCAUAUUUUGGCUAAAUAGUGCGAGUCUCAGUGAGAUCGGAGUUGUUUGCAGAAUUUGAGGUGCAAGUUAUUGCCUCUUGCUGCAUCUUUAACGUAUUUUGCAACUUAAUUCUGCACAGGGUUACACAUUAGUGGUAAUCAGCAACUCUAUACGAAACCGAUUUAACCUUCAAUAUUUCUGGAGCUUGCUAAGGCCCGCUUAAUGUAUUAUGGGAAUUUUCCGUACGAAAUCGUUUACUGGAAAUGGAAGACUGAGAAGAACUCCGAUGAGGAGUCGGAGCGGUGAAACUGAGUAGGUUAAUCAUGCGAGGUCGUUCACACAAACUCAUGCCCUUGCUUAUCUCAACCCAAAUUGGUAGCAGUUGCCAAUGUUGUUCUAACCUUGAUUCAUACAGCGAUGGGCAUUCUUCCCGAGUUACCGAUUUGUAGCAGGUUGGGAAAUGAUACUUAGCUUUCCUGAGGUGAGAGGGUGAGGAAGUGUGAAAGAUGCCAUCAGUGUACCUCAAUUGGCACACUUUGCAUGAGUACAUGCUGGCGGUAAUACGGAAGAUGGAUGUGUCACAAGCUGUGAGCUACAAAAGACGACCUAGGUGUGGAUGAGUUACGCAGUUGUUUACUGGGGCCCUGGUCUGUUGUAUGUCAGAACCAGGUCCCAGGACCCGAGUCUGUAGUUAUAGGAGAUCUACGUAAAACGUCGAGUGGGUCAAUGACAUGUGUGGGCCCAUCGCUGGUUCAGGCGGCUGGCAAUAACGGAAAAGCCAUUUGGGAGGGUGAUGGGGAGUGGAUCUGGGGUACCGUGCAUCAGCAGCAGCAGGGUUUUUGUUUGAAGACCUGCCAGCUUGCCCCACCGGGCGGAGCGACCAGCACCACCUGCCAUCAUAGUCAUCGGUGGUGGGGUGCUGCAGAGAAUGGCAGCCGAGCAUCAGCAUCAAAAAUACAAUGCUCCCUGUUGAGAAUCUUUAGAAAGACACAAUAGUAAUAGUAAGUCAUACACACACAAGAGUAGUAGUAAGUCAUAUACACAAGAGGGUUUCUAAGGAGAGAGAGCUACACACAUAAAAUUCUAUUGAUCUGGUUGUGUCUCGUAUAUAAGAAGAGAAAAGUGGAGAGGAUGAACAAUACUUCUCUACUAGAUUCUAAGUAUUGUAGCUAUGGUAUUUAUUGUAAUCUAUAGUAAAUGUUAUGGAAAGCGUUGGCUAUAUUUAAUGA